Amoebophrya sp. A120 is the source of this 6049-nucleotide messenger RNA. Lineage: Eukaryota; Dinophyceae; Syndiniales; Amoebophryaceae. The record is from the annotation of a GenBank genome assembly.
CGUUGUUCUUGAUUUUUGAUCACAGCAAGUUUUCCGUUUCCCUUCAAGGACAUCAUGGUGCAAGGUUGUGCCCGAGCAGGGUUCUCCGCGACUGCGGCGGCCUCGUCAAGCGCUGCAGCAUCUUCGUCGCCCGUAGUAGUUGUCCGUGCAGGGGCCCGACCGGGCCUUCACUUGCCACGCCUGGUGAUGUACUGGCUUGCUGCGGUUUUCUACACCGGAUCGGGAGUGAAGCUGGAAUUUCAGAAGAAGCGAACGAGUACCACGCAGCUAUUAUAUUCGUGUAGUUUGUUGAUGUUGUUGUUGUUCCCACGACGCGAACAUCUACAUCAUGAUCAUGUUGAUCUUCACGUCAUUUCUCUUUGGUUUCUCAUUUUCCCAUGAUUUUUAUAGGUUUGAUGGUCAAGAAGUUCAAGUGUGGCAAGAUCCAUUCUUUUUGUUUUACAGAGCUUCUGCGGGAAAGGCUCGAGGAAAAGCAGCAGGUGCAGGAGAAGCAGCAGGUGCAGGAAAAGCAGCAGGUGCAGGAGAAGCAGCAGGUGCAGGAGAAGCAGCAGGUACAGGAGAAGCAGCAGGUACAGGAGAAGCAGCAGGUGCAGGAGAAGCAGCAGGUGCAGGAGAAGCAGCUGCAGCAGAUCUCACCUGCAGGUGCGGUCUUAUGGACGCUUCCGGUCGUUGGUGCGGCCCUGGUGGGUGCGAAUUGGGGAAUUUACGGAACCCCCAAUUUGGGAGGUUUCAUCGGAUCCAGCUACUUUGCACGGAAAGCUUUGCUGGCACACGAGGCCGCGCAGAAAAAGCAGGAGCAGGUUCGCAAGCAGGAGGAGGCAGCCUUCGGCGGGGUCCGCUCCCAGAUGGCAGCAGUGGCGCUGAGUACCAACCAGCAGUGCAGCAAUCCAGUGCCGGGAGGGGUCGAAGGCGGGCCUUCAUUUGCUGCCGUUUCGAUUGUGCCCGAAAUCUGCGUGAACUUUGUGGACUCGUCGGUUCGCGACUCCGGGAUGAACGUCCGCGGGGAGAUUGAUCGGUGGGGUGUUGGGUACCAGAAGUUGAAGCUUAGUGUGCCUGACGAGAACGCUUCCCAGGCUGACCGCGAUUUGUUCGCAGACAAGCUCUCUCGGUCGGGCUGUUUUGCGGCGAAGCCCCCCCUCGGCGAAGACUCGGCGCCCGUCGUGAACGUGAUCUUCGACACCUCCUAUGGCGUUCUCAACUGUUACAUUCUCAACUGUUACAUGAGUCUGUGAUGCAAGAAUUGCAAAAGUGAAAGGGGCGAGGUUCUUGCACCUCUAGCAUUACAUACAAGUUCUGCACAGAUUUAGGCUUUGCUUAGCCUUUCGCAAAUUUGUCACGCGAAGCAGCUUUCUCGUGUAGAUCUUGAUGGUAGUUCUGCAUGACAAAUUCAUGUAACAGUUGAGAAUGUAACAGUUGAGAACGCCAUACCUCCCUCAGCGAGGAUUUGAGUCGGAUGGUUCAAGACACGAGAAAGGUGGGAGACAAGUUGAACUCUGACUGGACAAAGAUGGAAAAAACGGGACAGAUUGUCUGGCUUGAUCGAACAAAACAUCCCCAAUCCCAAAAUACUUACAUGUUGGACCUUUACAUGUUGGACCAGGAAACUGCGCAGACCUUUGUGUGCGAUGGCGGGAACUGGGAACAAAACCCGCAGAGCUUUUGGAUAACUUGUCCUCGCGGCCCAGGCAGACGCGGGUGGGUCCUCCAAGCCAGGCCGGCUCCGACGAAGGCGGCGCCGGAACGCCGAGGUCUCCUGGACGUGACGCGAAAACAAAAGGUUCAAAACGGCGACAGCAGUCCGCUCGGCAUCGCGAAAAAAAUGCUCGAGAAAACCACGGGUGAGAACAAGGACAUGCUUGAUUUUCCAAAGAGAAUUUUGCUGAUCGACGUGGAUGUGAACCCAUACCCAAACUCUGCCAGCAACGACGUGUCCCUUGCUGCCCUUGGUGACGUGCUCACUGGGUACAUCGAGCAGCGGUACGGCAUGACGGAGUCAGUGGCGAGGUCCCACGUGAAGGCAAGUCUGCAGCCCUGCUACCAAGCCGGAGACAUCAGCACGUACAAGCGCCCCGAACAAUGGAUGCGUGCCAGCUUGUCCAAGGCCCUUGAUCAGACAAGAAUUGACGCCCCAGCUGCACCCAAGGCAAAGCCAAAGUCGGCUUACGAAAUCAAGGCCGACUCGCUCGGCGGGGUGUUUGAGCAGAUGCGGGACAUCCAAUGAUAUGAUUAGAAAAAAACCCGCUGCCUACUUGCCUCCUAGCGAAAAAAUGCCGCUAGUUGAUGUGCUAGAAGUGGUGAGAUCAUUGGGACCAACCAUUUUUCAUCUUUUUGUUUCUCGUUUUUUCAUCAACAUCCAUCUCAAUCUCUGCUCUUACUUUUCCCCGGUUUCGGGCGAAAGAUCGCUGUGGCGCAUGGACACAUUCGUAGGUCCGUGCUUUCUUGCAAGGGAUGAGAGCCAGCCCAGCUGAAGCCCUAGCCCUGCUGCAGGUUGAUUGAUGUCGGGCCGGCUCUUGAUGGAACGCCCCGCAUAAGCCACAGUAGAGGUCCUUUGGACUUGGUCGAUUGAUUUCUGCCUUCAUCAAUCUGCGCUUCUUGUUUGCCUCCCUCCAGCUCCAAUUCAGAAAUAGAAGUAUGCACGUAGAGUAGAUCUGCUGUGAGAACAAGGAAAAUGCGCAUGUGUCAUCGCCGCGGUUGGUUCUCAAAGUUUUACUUCUUUUCAUGGCUUUAGGAAGAGUCACGGUCCUCUAGUUUUUCUUUUGAUCACGUAUAAAAGGCAGAAGUAGGCGUCCGACGACAACUUGGCUUCUUUUUCUCUGCCCUUCUUCCUCUGCUUUCUACAAGCUAAGGCCCUGACCUCCUCCAUUUUCACGCGCCUUCGCUGAAUACGCAUAUUGGAGGUAAGGUUUUUUUCUUUCGAUAAACUGAAAGCGUUGCUUAUGGCGUUCUCAAACGUUACAUUCUCAACUGUUACAUGAAAUUUGUAAUGCAAGAACGACAAAAGUGAAAGGAAAAACGUUGCGCCUUUUGCAUUACAGGUUUGGAGCAGAUUAUAAUGCUAUCUAGCACGUCGAGAAGUUGUCAUGCGGAGAAGGCUUGAUCGUAUUAAGAGUGACAGUGUUUUUGCAUGACAAAUCAUGUAACAGUUGAGAAUGUAACAUUUGAGAGCGCCAUAUUGCUCACCUACCAGCAGGCGUCGCGCAAAGCCGCUCUCCUUCGUCUCUAUGCUUCUUCCUGGGCGGCGUCAGGAGUUGCGCACGACGCCGCAGAUUGGGAAGCUUUAUGCAGUUGAAAGCUAUCGUCUUCAGGUUGCCAAAACAAACUGCAUGUUAGCAAUUGAUCAUUUGCUUGAGCCUUGUUUUCCUUUACUACUAGCUCUGCUCCUGAGUAGCAGUAGCAACAGUGUAUAUGUCUUCUUCGGCAAAUGAGUUAUUUGUCGUCUCUACAUCUAGAUCUACAUCUAGGUACUGCAGUUGCAAUUGGAAACCUUGAUACGAUGGACUUUUGCAGAGAAUACGCCCGGUUUUCCACCGACGACGACCCAAAUUCGCCGCUGUACGUGCUCCACGGCAACCAAGCGAGAAUAGAGUAUUACAAGUUCUCGAAGAAGCGGGACGAGGUGUUGGAUGAAUAUUUGAAGUCCCACACGACGACGCCGAUCCGGAACGGGCUUGGUACGAAGGACCAGCUGCACGUGCGGAUGACGCAGGCCCAGAUGCUGGUGUUGGACGACGCCUGCAACGCGGCAAAGACCACCAUGGAGCGUGUGUUCUUCGAUCAAGUCGAUGGAGAAUAUCCCGCGACCUACAUUACGGACCUGGGCGACGGACUGCUCGUCCCCGUCGGGCGGAUCCGCAAAAAAGACACCGAGACGGAAGACCCGAGGCAUAUGGAUGUGUCAGAGUUGAAAUCGAUAAAGUUGAAAUAAUUUGUCAUGCAUAAAAUGGAUGCCAAUUGGAACCCAGUUUCCAAGUAGCGCAAGACAAAUUUCGGUGGUCCCUAAAUCCACUCUGUCAUGCUGUUUAGGCAAAGAAGAGCGAUUUUCUCAUGUUACUUUAGCAGCUCGAGCUGUAGCCCCAAACAGGCUUACAAUCGGCCUCACUUGCCUGCUCUGCAACACACGUGCCUCCGGUCAUGCAUUUUAUGCAUUACAAAUUAUUUCAACUUUGACGAUUUCAAACCUGACGCUUCCAUAAGGCAGAUGCAACUGCCACUCAACACCAAAACGCAGGAGAAAAAGUGCCAGGAAAUCACGGGCUCGAAGGGCUCCGCCAACUCUUGCCUGGUUUUCCGCGUGGAAAUCUCCAGCGUCGAGCAUUGGCAGGGCGAUGGUGCGGCGUGGAGCGACUUCGUGCAGUUUCUGCGGAGCGGACAAUACUCGGAGGCCCAGGAAAUGUUGGCUGAUGUGGUGCGAAAGGAUGUGGAGACGCAAUAUAAGCGAUUUCUCGACGAGCUCACAUCUGCCGGGAAGAACAAAACGUCGGCAACACAAAAGAAGACCGAACAAAAAGCGAAGCGAUUCGACGGGAGCGUCACCAUUUGGAACCUGGAUGCUCUGUACCUGAGGCAGGACCCGCACGACGAUGAUCCAAACCGUCCGUAUCAGUUUUCGAACCUAAAAUGGCUUCGGGACAUCAUCAUCCAGGAUCGUGCUCUGAACCAAGUGCAACAAGACCAAAAAAUGGACGAACUGAAGGAGCAAACGCAGGCGUACGUGGGAGACUUGGUGUUGGCCGGGGUGAUCACGCGUUACCUUCUUCACCAGUACCAAAACGCGGACGUUCACCUCUUGUCUGUGCCAGAGAACCCAAUUCAAAAACGCGAGCCACUGGCGGUGGAGGCUCCACCGUACGAAAACGCGGUGCUCAGCCACACAGAGGCGCUCAGCUUCUUGAACUACAAGCGGGAAUGCGGGCGGCAGAAGGUACUGUCGCAAAUUACGGAACACCGGCGAAAGCUUGUGGGGGGUGGCGGGCCCCAGCAAACGGCAGCCGUUCUGCCCGGGAGCACGCAACAGCCGAGGGGGCGGGCAGGAGUUGCAAGGAGCAGUGUAGCGGGCAGGGCCAUGAGCAGUGCGGGCGGGGCCAGGAGCAGGGUGGGGAGCAGCGGAACGCGAUCUCCUGGGCUGCUGCCGCGUCCGGCACAACCGCCAGUUGGAACACGACUUCCGGCUUCCAGGUCACCUGGAAGCCGCGCUGGAAGCCGCGUUUCAAGACGCAGUUCCAGAACGGGAAGCCGCGCUUCAUCCGCCGCCUUAGAUGAUCCUGCUGAGGAUUAUUAUGAUGACUCUGAUGAUUAUUCAGAGUAUUCUUCUGCUCCUUAUGCAUCUUCGUGAUGCUUCCCUGGUCUGUAGGAGUUCUUGUCGUACAAACAAAUGAUUUCACUGCACUGUUGCCUCCAUUUGUUUUAUAGAACGACAGUUGUUGUAUAUGUAUUCUCAAGAAAGAUUGCAGCAGCACCACUGUUCUUCUCGUCAUCCGGUCGCGCGAGGUGCGACGACACUUUUUAAGAGGUCGCAGCUGCAGCAACGAGGACGCACUUUCUGCAUUCUUUCUGAAGACCAAGGAGCACGAUGUUUGCAUUUGAUAGAAAUGGCGCGAGUGUAACGCCGAGUUCGGCUGCUGGUUCGGGGUUCACCGUUGCCAGCGGGCUUUCGGCGGGGACGAGGCGCUCCUCAGGAAGAAGCAGCGCGACUGGAAGAACUACAAGACGUUCCGCUUUUUUAUCGUUGUCGGAGCAGAGGAGCGCGGCCACUAAGAAGAGUCCCUUGCUGCUCUCAUCUUCGCGGCGCGAUGAUCCAGCUGAAGGUCUUCUUGGCGACGGCGGAAGUGCAAGUGGGCAUCAUGAUGAAGAUGGGGCGGCGGGAGCAGGUGCUCCCGAAGAACAGCGCUCCUUCUCGCCCUCUGGGACGAUCUUCGCCGACCCUUUCCCGGCGAAGAAGCCGCUGCCGCUCCUGCAGCUGGGAAAGCCGCGGCCUGCUGCGGGGCCGCGCGUGGAGAAGGACGAGGAGGAGGAAGUGGACCACGGGGAGACGACGGACAGCGCCGCGUGA